AUGUCGAUCCGUCCUCUCCCUCAGUCUACUGUUCGACUUUUGGAUUCCUCAAUGAAUAUCACGACGCCGUACGAUUUAGUCAAGGAGCUGCUAGACAACGCGCUGGAUUCCCAAGCAACCGCCGUCGAGAUAGCCGCUUCUUCAAAUACUAUUGACAGAAUUUCAGUCAGAGACAAUGGAAGUGGCAUCGAUAUAAGUGAUUUCGGUGCCCUAGGCAGACGGGCACAUACUAGCAAGCUCAGAGAGUACAGCGAAUUAGUCGAGGUUGGCGGGACGACGCUUGGAUUUCGGGGUGAAGCAUUGGCAAGUGCCAAUUCAAUAGCCAACGUUUCAAUUAUUACAAAGAGUCCCGGGGAUCCUGUAGCCUGGAGAAUCGAGUUAAUACCGGGCACGGGUGGUGUCAAGGACCGGCGGCCAGUUUCCUCUACCGUUGGAACCACAGUAGCAGUUACGAGGCUCUUUGAGAAUCUCCCCCCAAGAAAGCAGUAUGCUCUGAAGCAGGCGAAGAAUUGUAUUUCCCAAAUCCAGCAACUUUUAAGGCAAUAUGUUUUUGCUCGCCCAAAUGUUAAAAUGUCACUGAAAAUAAUAGGGGAUACCAAACCACUGUGGGCUUAUUCGCCAAAGCCGCCCGAUCUAAAGCGAGAGGCAAUCUUACAGAUAUUGGGCGCAAAUGGCAUGGUGAAUUGCAUCGAGGUAUAUGAAGAGAUACAUUUCAACAGAGAGUCGAUAUCCCAGAUGGAGACACGGGAGCCCGCCCGAUGGGUGUUUAGUGGCUAUAUCCAGAAACCAUAUAUCAUUUCCAAGGAUUUCAAAGUUCGGGGAGCGCAUCUAUCUGUUGAUAACAGGCCAAUGUCUGCUGGUUGGCAUGUUACGAAAAAAAUGACAAGUAUUUUGAAAUCUCACAUAUCCCAGACCACAGCACCGAAAUCCGCGGAAAGACAAUGUGGCGUGUUUCUGCAAAUCAACAUACGAUGUCCCCCACGCAGCUACGACCCAAACAUCACAAUGAGGAAGGACGAGCUCUUAAUUUUUGACGAGAAGGGCCUCCUUGAUGGCUUUGAGCUUGUGUGUAAGCGAGCAUACGAAAAGCACAAUCAGGCUCUUGCAGCUACACACCCACCGGCCACUGCCAGUACACAGCCUAAUAAUGCCCGAGAGUGUGGAAGGCAGCUCGCAACCGAGCUUGAGGAUGAAUGUGUAUCCUGUGCCUCUAUUGAUGAAGUUAGCGGCCAACAUGACAACCUUGACAAUACUCAAGCCCCCCAAAACACCUCAAGGGCUACGAGGCCGAAGAUUCAGACUACAAUGAAGACGACUUUCACAGUAAAUAUGGGGCGGAAAGAGGAUAGUGAUUCGGACGAAGAGAACAUGGAUAUGGGUAUCGAAGUGGAAAUUCCAGCUGGGCCACCCUCUGUCCGGGACAGUCACACAAACAAUCAGGAGCAACAUCCCCGCCAGACAAAAACCAUUCGUCACUACUUUCAGUCCCUGCCAAAAGACGGCUUCAAGAUUUCCCAUGAUGAUACUGCAACUGCCGGAACCGUCGUGGCAAGCCCAGUAGGUCCUCAACUGGACGAGUCCAGUCCUUCCAAUCGCACUCCCUUGCAGCCCCUGAGCGACAUCGCCUUGAACAGAAUACGAGAAGAAGCGGAGUCUACUCCGGAGCCACCAGGAUCAGAUUCAAUAGUCCCAAGGCAUAUCAUAAAUGCCAGCAGAAGGGAUAUAGUACCGUCAUUGCGAAGGGUUGCAAACUCAACUCGUCAUCUCGGGGCACAGGGGCCGGAGAGGACAACCCCGUCUUUAUAUCUCGCUGGGACAAACUCCGAGGAAACGCAAGAUGACGAAAUCCUAGAUAUAGACAUGAGCAAGCGAACAGGCAGAUUAGACCUCGUCCUCAGCUUAGCAAUUCAUUCGUCCUUGGAACAAACAUUGCUCGACAAAGUCAUAACGAGUUUCUAA
This is a messenger RNA of Metarhizium brunneum ARSEF 3297, 1959 nucleotides long. It is a transcript of the gene PMS1, whose product is annotated as PMS1 1. NCBI's taxonomy places the organism in Eukaryota, Fungi, Ascomycota, Sordariomycetes, Hypocreales, Clavicipitaceae. Gene Ontology annotation, molecular function: ATP-dependent DNA damage sensor activity; ATP binding; ATP hydrolysis activity. The record is from RefSeq and is a predicted model, not a curated record. Gene Ontology annotation, biological process: mismatch repair. Gene Ontology annotation, cellular component: MutLalpha complex.